GGUGCAACUGUCAAAGCUUAACAUUUGUUGUCGUAUUGCAGCCCUGUCACUUUUGCUCGGCCCUAGUUCUUUCUUUUUUGACGUGACCAGCAAGAAAAAUGGUGAAGGUUAAGUGCUCUGAGCUGAGAACCAAGGACAAGAAGGAGCUCACCAAGCAAUUGGAUGACCUCAAGAAUGAGCUACUCAAUCUGCGUGUGGCUAAGGUCACCGGUGGAGCACCAUCCAAGCUCUCCAAGAUCCGUGUUGUGCGCAAAGCCAUCGCUCGCGUCUACAUUGUGAUGCACCAGAAGCAGAAGGAGAAUCUGCGCAAGGUGUUCAAGAACAAGAAGUACAAGCCUUUGGAUCUGCGCAAAAAGAAGACCCGCGCCAUGCGCAAGGCUCUGUCGCCUCGCAAUGCCAAACGCCUUACGCUUAAGGAAAUUCGCAAGCGUGCGAUCUAUCCUCAACGCAAAUACGCCGUCAAGGCAUAAAUAACAACAAAAACGGAAAAUCAUUAACAACACCAGCAGCAGCAUCUGUGUGUGUGUGUUGUUAUUUGUUGUUAACUAGAUAGUGUGCGCUAAGAGUUCUCCUGCAAAAAAAGCUACAAGGAAUAAGAAAUAAAAACCAUUUUUUUUAAAUGUGAA
This is a messenger RNA of Drosophila busckii, 626 nucleotides long. It is a transcript of the gene RpL35, whose product is annotated as 60S ribosomal protein L35. Gene Ontology annotation, cellular component: ribosome; cytosolic large ribosomal subunit. Gene Ontology annotation, molecular function: mRNA binding; structural constituent of ribosome. Gene Ontology annotation, biological process: translation; maturation of LSU-rRNA from tricistronic rRNA transcript (SSU-rRNA, 5.8S rRNA, LSU-rRNA). The coding region runs from base 99 to 470 and encodes 123 amino acids. The transcript has 3 exons. The record is from RefSeq and is a predicted model, not a curated record. NCBI's taxonomy places the organism in Eukaryota, Metazoa, Arthropoda, Insecta, Diptera, Drosophilidae.